Populus nigra (black poplar) is the source of this 3915-nucleotide messenger RNA. RefSeq names its product putative pentatricopeptide repeat-containing protein At1g53330. The record is from RefSeq and is a predicted model, not a curated record. NCBI's taxonomy places the organism in Eukaryota, Viridiplantae, Streptophyta, Magnoliopsida, Malpighiales, Salicaceae. The transcript is spliced from 2 exons. Gene Ontology annotation, molecular function: protein binding. The coding region runs from base 107 to 1588 and encodes 493 amino acids.
UUCGUAAGUAACCCUACAAAAACUCUGAAAUAACUUUAUUACACAUAAUUUUAACUGGUUUUGUCAGCUCUAGCCACAAGGAGGGAGCACUGCUCCUAGCAGUUCCAUGGAGAUCUCAAAGCUCCCCCACAAGAAUUUCAGGUACCUCUCAAACCCUUAUUAUAAUUUGAUUUUCCCUCUCCUCUCCCAACAGUCCCAGCCACAACUCUUUCCAAAACCAUCAUACCGAUCUUCAACUUCUCUAUGUUUCUGUAACUAUCCUAGUUUAUCCUUGUUUUCCUCAAAUGGGUCACCUUCUGUCUCAAAAUUCAUGGGUUUUACUGGAUGUAAUGGUCAUAAUAGUCAAAGUUUGAAUCUUUAUUUCUUCAAGUCAAGUAUUUAUGGUUAUCUUCGAGGUUACAAGACAUCAUCCUUUGAUGUUUAUAAGGAAAUGGGAACUGGUAGGGUCAGACCAAAGGCAAUGCAAAAACAAGUAGCAUAUAUUAUUGAUUUGAUUAAGAGGGAUGAGUAUGAUUUGGAGUACAAGUUGGGUUCUUUGAGUGUAAAGCUAUCUAUUGCUUCUGUGACUCUGGUUUUUCAUGUCUUGAAUAGUGAAAAGGUGUCUGCUUUGCGUUUCUUUCGUUGGAUUAGACAUUGGCAGCCUGAAUUGAGAUGUAAUUCUGAUAUUUGUAGCUUGGUUAUUGAUAAUUGUGGGCGUUUAGAUGAUUAUGAUGCUAUGAGGAGUCUUCUGAAUGAGUUUAACGAGAACCGGUUAUGUCUAACCAAAAAGGCAUUCGAGUUCUUACAUGUUAUGAAUGUUACAAAUGAGUCCUUGGUGGAAUCCACACAGAGAGUGAUUGGCUUGUUGCUUGAAGUUAGAGGGUCAUGUUAUGGUUGGGUUUCCUCAUUGAUCGAAAUGUUCAGUGUUUUGGGAUCCUUUGACAUGGUUGAGUUUGUGAUGAAGAAAACUGAGAGGAAGAUUUCUUAUUACUAUAUUUUUAUCAGGGAAAUGUGUCGGAGAUGUGAUUUUAAAGGGGUGAGAGAUAUUCAGGAUGAGAUGAGGAAAGAGGGCUUUGAACUGAAUGCCCGAAUUUACAAUUAUCUAAUUAGCUGUUUGCUUAAGAACGGUGAAUAUGCUGAUGCUUGCAAGGUAUUGACGGAAAUGCAGGACAAGGACUGCCCUCCUGAUGCAUUAACCUUUGAAAUUUUUAUAUAUUACUGUUGCAAUAACGGCAAGACUGAAAUUGCAUGUCACUAUUUUGAUGAGAUGGUGGCAAGGGGUCUUGAACCUCGGCUUUCAACACAUGCUGCCUUUAUCAAGGGUUUUUUCAACUCAGAGCAAUAUGAGGAGGCAUAUAAGUACGUGGUUGAUUCAGAUAAGAAGUACAAGUGCACAAGCUGCAUGAAUUACAGCUUGCUUGCGAGGCUUCAUCAGAAAAGAGGAAAUCUGGUGAUUGCCCAAAAUAUUCUUUCUGAAAUGAUCAAGAAAGGUCUUAGACCAUAUUUUAAAGUGUACAUGAAGGUUUUCAACUGCCUCAAUAAAUCCGGCAGGGAAACGCUAGCCACAGAUUUGCAAGAGCAGUUUCAUCAGCUUCAUUCAAAGGCUUAGUAAGCAUGUAGGGGCAUCUUCAGCUGAAACAGCAAGGAUUUUACUCUCAGAUUUGACGGUAAGAGUUUAUAGAAGUUUUUACUUUCGAACUUCUCUCCAGUUUUUUCCUAUUCCUUUUGCAAUUAUAUAUAAUUUCGAGAAACAGGGAAAAAGAAAAUUUGUCACUUGGAUGCUUCAUUUGCUCUUCCCCUCCAGCUCUAGUGACCAAAAGUAGUAGGAAACGUGAGAAAACAAAUCAUAUAACAAAAACCAGUUUGGCCCUUAGCCAUGAAUUCUGAUGGGAAACUUCUUUCAAUUUUUUCCUUCAAAAUAUACUUGUUUGUUGAUCAAACAUUUCAGUGACUCAUUGAAUAAGUGAUUAGGUUAUUUAAGGUUUUAGGCUCUUAAAUAACUGCCACUGGAUCAUUGCCUUUUUUCCCCACCCUCAUAUUUUGUCUGCAUUUCUUUCAAAGCAUCACAAAUUUUUAAUAGUCAUUCCUGUUGUUUGUUUCAGUCAUUUUGGCCAGUCAUUAAUUCUUAUGGCCGAGUAAUAUUUUUUACAUGCACGCUGGUUCUCAUUUCACUUAUAGUUCUUUUUCAUUGUAUGCUGAUGGAAUUUUGGCUAGACCCAACCCUCUUCCCAACUGAUUCACUGCUUCUGAAGUAUCAUGGAAACUGCUUUUAUCCUCCAUCAAAUUUUAUCUUUUAGCCGACCAUACUUUUGAGAUUGAGGGACUUUACUAAAUUAGGAUAAUCACUCAGGUUAUAAGCAAUACUGAGGUUCAUAAUCACUUUUAAGGUUUAUUUUCUGACACACCACUGUUUCAAAUCAAUGAUUGUUGUUGUUCUGAGUCAAUCCUUUGUUCCUAUGUUAUUAAGUUAAACGAAUAUCUUGUAGGGUGAACUAAAUAUGGCUGAUUAUUGUCAUUCAGAUGUUUUUUUUUGUCAUGCUAAGACUGCUCUCGUGCUGCUCCUAGUAGAACUGUAGAAAUAUGCAACAGGACUUUCUUUGUUAGUGAUUUAAUGUAUUGCUGCUCCAAACCCAACCCAUCACCUGCUAAGAUGAAUUGUUAACGCAUAUUGGCUGAGGUCAAUCAUAUCUUUUGAGUUGUAUUAGUGGUAUGUAUCGCCUAUUGGCUGAGGUCAGUCAUCACCUGUUAAGAUGAAGUGUUACCUCAUACUGGCUGAGGUCAGUCAUACCUUUUGAGUUGUUUUAGUUUCAGCAAUGGCCUGCCAAGAGUCUUUACUAGCCUCAGUACUGCUGGCUAGCGUUCUGUUAGACUGGAAGUACCGAAGUCAGAAAAGGAAAAUAGAAAACAAGUAAAUGCUGUGAAUGUGGGAGUCAAUAUGAUUGUGUUUUUCUUUAUCUGAUGACAUUGAGGUGAUCACUGCUUCUGUGACUCUAAUUAUUGCUAGCUUGUUCUAUACUUAAAGUUCCAGCAAUUUUAAUUUGCUCUUUAGCUCCAUGUCUAUAUUAACUUUUAGAACAUGGCUAUUUUCUUGCUUGCAGGAUUAUUUAUUUGUUUCCUUGUAUUUGAAACUUUGGCCGAGGAAGAGCUGAAACAACUGGAGAUCUAGGAGGAUGAAAGAUCUGCACCUAUAAUUCUUGUCAAUCACCACUCGUAAGUUUCUCAAAUGUGCCGACCAAUUCAUUUGCAAUCUAAGGGAAUAUUCAUGUUCCAGAGAGGAGCACUGAGAAUGUGUAAUGAUUUUGAUGUGGCUUAGAGGCAAAGAAGAAUUCAAGCCUGGAGAAACAUGAACCUCACAUGAUUGCAUAGAGGAGUGCAGUGGUAAAGUGCAGUUUGUUGGGAUAAAAGAUCGAAGCUUCUUCCAACAUCACAUCCUUGCUCGAGGCUUGCCCUCAGUUGGUUUUCUCUAGACGCAGAAUGCAUGUCAUGGACAAGAUGGAUGAGCACUAGUGGAUAUGUAUGCUUCAAGAAAGUGACAAAUGAGGUGUGUUUGAUGCAUGUUGUGGCCAACCUUUCACCAUCUCACGUCCUGGCUGAUAGGGACUAGUUGAAAACACUUGUCUUUUCUAUGCCUUAACAAACAUAGAGAUCUCUCCCACUACGGAUUUUGCUAUUCUAUUGUGGAGCACAUAAAAUGAAUGGCUUACUCAAUGCGGAAGCCAUCUCAGCAUUGUGGUCAUUCUGUAGCAAUAUUUCUUUUACGACGAGGAAAAGUUGGUCGCGGUCAGAUUUCCAUAUUUAGGAUAUCGAAGGCAGAUGUGAUUUCCCAUCUCUUCUUAUUUUUCCAGGAAACCUUUGUGUACCCAAGUAUCAUUUUUCGGACAGGACAUGUGUAAGAAAUCAAAUUUCUAUUUUAUUUCAUAAUAGUUACAACUCUAA